Xyrichtys novacula (pearly razorfish) is the source of this 5045-nucleotide messenger RNA. Lineage: Eukaryota; Metazoa; Chordata; Actinopteri; Labriformes; Labridae. The record is from the annotation of a GenBank genome assembly.
ACCAAACACUGGUAGUAAGUACCUGUUUUACUCUGCUUUAAUUAAAAAUAACUUUUUGCUGAAUAAAAAUGUCAUUUUAUUCAAGUGGGAGGAAACUUCCACUGUCUAAUUUUAAAGGCUGUGCGUUACUACGUGCAGCAGUUGAGGUAUAUUUGACGUCAUGGUGUCUACUUGACAAGUCAAGUUUUACGUGAUGUUCAUGCUAUCUUAAUGUAGUCCACUUAAGUGACAACAUAAAAGAGAAAUUGGUAUUUAAAAGGCCAAAUAUAAAUAGAGAUGCACUUUGUAGCCUUCCUCUUGCAACCUUGGACAACUAACAUUACAAAGGGUCUACAUUUAUGGUAGGCUAAUUGUUCACAAGAAAAAAAGAAGAAAUUUCUCCAAAUUGGCACAUUUUAAAAAGCUAGUCUAUGAAACCAAGAGGGGAGCCCAUUUUUUAUAACCACAGCGCUAUUUAAUACAACUCUAUUAACAUGAUGAGUGAAUUUAGUCUGUCAAUGGAUGACCGUAAUUCACCGGUUUGGUCAUGUGGGUUAGCCUGGCCUCUUAACUUCCAAUACCAAUGGAUACUUUAUGCUUAGGGCACCUACUCUUAGAUUUUAACCAUAGACUGUAUAUACUAUGGACAACCUGGUCCGCCUGUAUACGGAUUUGAAGCCAAAAAGCUUUCGGUAAUUCCGGGUUUUUCUCCAAUUCCUUGAAACCAGAGCUGCGCAGUAGCGAUGCGCGCAUUUGGCCGCGCAGUCGCCGAGAGUCCCUGUGAUGAUGCUCGACUCAAACAGCGUAUCCAGAGCAGUGGAUGUUUAAUCCACUGCUCUGCUCUGAGCGUAUCCCCCCGGGUGAGCUACGCAAUCCCUGAACGCCCAUAGGCUGUACCAGGUGUCAAUCAUAGAAAACACGAACCCCGUAAUAACUUUUAAAAACGGAGCUGUACAGAAAAAAAAGGACUUGGGCACAAACCAGUCUUACAAUAACUACAUGUCAACAUCACAAGCAGGGGGGAGAAAAAUGUAUGUUCUGUGUAAUAAAUUUCUAAAGUUUGUCCACAGCUCCAGAAGCUUUGCUGGCGGAGGCGGGAUUUAUUACCUGUACUGCAGUCCACCAUCAGAGGGUGCUGUUCUCGGAGUGGCUUCACCCCGCGAGGAGGCAGACUCUGUCCAUUCUUUAUACAGUCUAUGAUUUUCACAUACAUGCAUGUAGGGGCCUACCAUUCUAGUAUUCUGGUAAGUGCACAUGGUACUUUUGGGGGCUUACUUGGAAAAGAAAGACCUUAUUGCCACAAUGUCCAUCAACCUCUGUCUAUAUUUCUGUCUCCACUGUAUUUGACCAACCACCAUUCUCCAGAGGUUGUGAAAUUCACCAGCCCUGUGUUGCAAAACUAUACAAACACACCACAUUAGUUCACAAAUGCAUGCACUUGUAUUCUGAAGUGCUAAGCAGAUUACAAUGAAAAUACCGCAACCCACAUCUGAAGGAUUUUGUAUUGUGAGGUUAAAAUUAUCUCACGGGAUUGUGUGAAAAUAUUAGACCCUAAUUAUACACAUCUUAGUCAUACAAUCAAGAAUCUUACUCUGAUGUGCAUGCUGUAACAAGCUAGAUCCACACAUUCAGUCUUACAGAAACUGUUCAUACAUAUGAUCAUCGAAUAGACUUAGAAAGUAAAAAAUCUCCCUCUGAAAUAUAUUAAUGUAACACUGAUUUACUGUUUUAAACAAUGUAAUAAACCACGAGUGAAAUACUGGAAAGAAAUUUUAAUCUACAACUCAUAUUUAACACUUGGAAAUUCCAUAUUUUUGAAAACAACCCGUUGUGCUAAAGAAUGUACCCUCCAAUACACAAUUUCUAAACAUGCUGGAGACAGCGGUGGAGGUCUAUAAACACGCAAGCGUACUUCCCUUUGUUUUGUAAGUCUGGAAAAAAGGGAAGUCCCUUUCGACGUCAUGUUCAUGCUGCAGGGUCAGUGCAAUGCAGAACUCAAGUUAUGCAAACACUCAGGGAUAUAAAGACCUCAAACUGGAAUUUCUGCAGACUGAAACGCAGAUUUAAUACUACAAAGAGUGGAAAUCUCUGCAUGAAGAUGAGAGUGCUUGUGGUCCUCUCCAUUAUUCUCCUACAGGUAUGGAAAAGUUCAAGAUUCAUCCAAAUUUAAUAAAUUCCAUGCUUGCUAAUCUUGCUAAUCUCUUUGUUCUAAAAUCUGAUAAUAUUCUAAAUUCCGUCUACUUGCAGGUGAAGGGAUGUUUCCCAUCAUGCAUCAUCACUGGUACCAUUGCAAACUGUGCCUCUCAGAACCUCCGCUGGGUUCCCCUCCUUCCUCCCCACAUCACUCACCUUUACCUGGAGAUGAACCACAUCAGUGAGCUCAACUCCACGUCCCUGUCUGGCCUGGAGAAGCUGCAGGAGCUGGACUUGGGUCAACAGUUUGUGCCUCUCCAGAUCAGGAAUAACUCCUUUAUUGGACAACAAUAUCUGAGGAAGCUGGUGCUCGGCUUCAACCUAGGCCUCCAGCUGGAGCCUCUGGCUUUUGCUGGACUGUCUAAUUUGGAGAGCCUCUACCUCGAUUACUGUUCGCUUCAAGAGUCUAUACUGGAGGAAAACUUUCUAGAGCCACUGUCCUCUUUAGAGACUCUUGACCUCUUUGGGAACCAGUUAAGGCGAAUACAACCUUCAAUGUUCUUCGCAAACAUGACCAGUUUGAAAGUCUUGAAUCUAAAGUUGAACAAAAUCAACAAAAUCUGUGAGCCAGAUCUGGCUGCUUUUCAGGGAAAGUACUUCAGCUAUCUGAACUUAAACUCUGUCCACCUAAAAGACAUGUCUGGGAAAGGUUUUGACUGGAAGAAAUGUGGGAAUCCUUUCAGAGGAGUUUCUCUGAAGACCCUUGAUUUAUCCUACAACGGGUUUAAUGUUUUUGAAUCAGAGCAGUUUUUCAAAGCUAUUGAGGGGACGAAGAUCUCUCAUCUCAAACUGUCUGGACCAGUAGGUAGAGGAUUUUCCUUUCAUAAUCUCCCUGAUCCAGACAGAAACACAUUUGAAGGCCUGAAGAAUAGCUCAAUCCACAUUUUGGAUCUGUCCAAAAACAGGAUAUUUGCUCUGCAACAGGGGGUUUUCAGUCCACUGAGAGAGGUCGCAAUCAUUGACGUUUCCCAAAACAGAGUGAAUCAGAUCCACAGGAACGCCUUCGAAGGCCUUCAGGAAAGUUUACUAAUGCUCAACCUGUCUGACAACUUGCUUGGGGAAAUCUAUUCUUACACAUUUGCCUCUCUGACAAACCUGCGAGUAUUGGAUUUGUCUUACAAUCAUAUCGGUUCUCUUGGUUACAACUCAUUUAGUGGACUCCCAAACUUGAAAAUGUUAUUUCUGACAGGAAACUCCUUGCGAGAUCUUGGCUCUCCUGCAUCUCUUCCACGUCUUGAUUACCUCCUGUUGAAUGAUAACAAGCUGACACCUUUGUCUGUCAGGAGUCUCACACGCUUUGCCAAUAACACUGUGCACCUUGACAUUCAGGACAACAGACUGACAAACCUGGGGGAUGUUUUCACCCUUUUGACUCAAAUGAAACGCCUCAAAAAUCUCCUCUUUGGAGGAAACACAAUCAAGUUUUGCAGGCUCAGUCGACGAGCUUUGGCGGCUCGUUUGGGUAAUUUUCAAGUCUUGAAUCUACACAGCAGCUCCCUGCAGACUAUCUGGUCUCACCACAGAUGUUUGAAUCUGUUUGAUGAUCUUGGACAAGUGCGUGGUCUUAAUUUGAGCUUCAACGCCCUGCAGUCUCUCCCCCGAGGAGUUUUCAAGGGUCUUACUUCCAUUGUGGAGCUGGAUCUCUCAUCCAACGCCCUGACUUACCUCCAGCCUAAUAUAUUACCCAAAAGUCUUAAAGUCCUACACCUGUCAAACAACUUCAUAGCUUCCCCAAACCCGACUGCUUUCAGCUCCCUCAGUUUCCUCAAUCUACAAUCAAACCGGUUUUACUGUGAUGAAAACUUGAAGAGUUUCCUGACCUGGCUGAGAGUAACAAAUGUUACCUUAAUGAGUCAAGUGGAGGAGUUCAGGUGUGAAUUUCCCUCUAAAUUUUACAAAGUUUCUCUGUUAGAUUACGCUGUUCAGAUUAACCAGAAUGAAAAUCAGGUUUAAAGGGGCACUGGUGUAGCUUAGGUAACAGAGAAUGCUACAGUCCUACUGAGUGAAACAGUCUAAUUUCUUUUAUUAAUCUUAUUCCAGAAGGUUUACAGGUUGUAUAUUGCCAUUGUUAAUGCCUGACACCAGAACAAGGGGGUGCGUGUCGGCAGAGCAGCUGAAGAAGUGGCCCUCUUUUUACAAUGUCGAUGUUAAGUAUUCACAAGACAAACAAUAAACUGUGUCCACAGGGGAUGUCAAAGUAGACAUAAAUCUAAAGUUCCUCACAGGAGCUUUAAACAAGUGGUGUUAUGCUUUUCUCAUUUUUUAGAAACACGUAUUGAAGGGGUGGUUUUAAGCUUUUAUCAGAUUAAUAGAUAAAUAUGAAGCUUAAAUGUUGAAGGACUCAAAUAAAUGUGGGCAAAGUUCUCAAUUGUGAGGUAAACCUGUGUCAGUGUAAUCCUGAAAUGAGAAUGGCUUGUUCAAAAAGUCACUUGAGAACUCAGUGAGAUCUGUAUGUGGUUUUAUCCACAUAUAGGAUAUUUAAAAAAAGAAAAAGCAAAGUUUGUAGCAUGGCAGCAAAGGGGGCUUUUAGAGGGGAAUGGAUGAAUGGAUGAUAAUAUUAAACAUGUCAGAAAGAAGGGUUAAUGUGUAUUAGAGUUAUCUGAGGUUGAGACUGCAAGCUGCACUCAACAGCUUGUUAAAACAAUCUAAGAGAGAAUGACAUGCGAUUUGAUAAAAAAUUUAAUAUAUCAAAUUGAUGAAUCUCCUUUAUACAACAUAAUAAAUGUUAGCACCCACCAAAAAAGAAACCUCCUACAUUUUUCUUUCAUUCUUUCAAUACUUUCCAGCUCAGAUUUGGGGUCCAAAAUGUGGCCAUGACCUAAUAGAAUGUGAUGGGUUAAAAUAUUAGUGAAUGCAUGAAGCAUUUAAUUUUC